AUGGCUUCCCCGACAGCACCUACCCGCCGCAGCACGGGCUCCUCAGCCGGGUCGCUCCAACGAUCGGACGAACGAGCUUCUAUAGCAGCCAACAUUCCUCUCGAGACGCUGGUCACUCAUUUACUAGCUGCGAAACGAUCGCUCUCAUCGAUGAAUCAUGUUCUUCGCGCCAAUGAAAUAGCUACAUCAGCCCGGAAUGCGCAUGAGGAAGCAGCUCUGCUCUCUGCCCAGGCUAACUUUCUUCGCGGAGCUACUCUUGACCAGGCUGCCAUCCUUGUCAAGGUACGCCGCAGCCUCCAAUCGACGUAUGACUGGAGCAAGAGGGAUUUUAGGGUGCUCGUCAAGUCCAUGGAUGGUGUCGAUGGCAAGCUUGGCCGAACGAUAGAAUCUCUGCGAUCUACGCAGAUCAGCGACCUCCUUCGCCCACAAGACGAGCAACGAAAGAAUUUACUAGAUUUUGUCGACGAGGAAGGCGUCAACAGGAUGAGAGACGCGAUGAAGAAGAGUAUAGAAGAGCUUCAGGGCAUCCAGCAAUCAUUCGACGGCGACCUCCUUCGUUUCGACAACGACAUUCGUGACCUCAAGAAAGUCAUCAUUGCAUCGCAAACACAAGACUCGGGUGACGAGGACCAGGCCUCGCAACCAUUCACAAUGGACAUAUUGAUGGAGAUACUCGAGAACUCGACCGCGAUGGCGCAACUGCUGGCAUCCUUGACAAACCACUUUGACAUGUGUGUGACGGCAAUUCGGACAACAGAAGGCGGCGCAGCUCUAGCUCGCCGCCGAGCUGCCGAGGUGAAUCAGGCUCAAGGCAGCGAUGGUGUCUCCAUAUCGGGUGUCAUUGCGGAGCAGGAAUCCAACAUGUCCGACUUGGAGUCAGUCACGGAUAGUGACAGAGCAGAAAUGCUCCAUGUUGUUGUACAAGAUGCAAGCGAGGUCAGCGAUGUUGUUGAGGAAAUCCAAGAGCGUCUCGCGGUCAUGGAGCAAGACUACAAGAUCCUGGGGCAACGUAAUGUCGCAGCAGAGAAAUCGUACAUUUCUAUGCUUGACGCGUUCACCGUACUCGGAAGCAUUGGUGACCGUCUGAAUGACUACCUUGCCGCAGAACAAGACUUUAAAACGCGAUGGGACCUGGAGAAGGAGACUGUGUUUGACAGAAUGACGGAGAUGGAGGAGAUGCGAGGCUUCUACGACGGUUACGGGAGCGCAUACAAGUCGCUCAUAUCGGAAGUGAAGCGCCGAAAAGCUGUUGAGGAUGGUGUGCAAAACGUCUGGCGCAUGGCGCAAGCCAACGUGGACAAGCUGUUAGCCGCCGACAAAGCAUCUCGAGAAUCAUUUCGGCAAGAUGUGGGUGAAUACCUUCCGACUGAUUUGUGGCCAGGUAUGCAUGCUCGGCCACAACGAUGGAAAGUGACUCGUAUUGAGGAGAAGGACGAUGAAGACGAGGGCGGCCAAACUCGCGAAGAGAGCCUUGGCUAA
Messenger RNA from Beauveria bassiana ARSEF 2860, 1479 nucleotides. Its product is annotated as kinase activator. The transcript is spliced from 2 exons. Gene Ontology annotation, biological process: autophagy of mitochondrion; autophagy of peroxisome; piecemeal microautophagy of the nucleus. The coding region runs from base 1 to 1479 and encodes 492 amino acids. Gene Ontology annotation, cellular component: Atg1/ULK1 kinase complex; phagophore assembly site. Gene Ontology annotation, molecular function: molecular adaptor activity; protein kinase activator activity. Lineage: Eukaryota; Fungi; Ascomycota; Sordariomycetes; Hypocreales; Cordycipitaceae. The record is from RefSeq and is a predicted model, not a curated record.